AUGAAAGAGUUGGUGAUUGACUUCAAGAAGCAAAGUGGAAAGUACAUCAAUAGUCCUGAGGUAGAGAUGGCCAACAGCAUCAUCCUCGGAGUGCUGAUCACCAACAAUCUGUCCUGGUCCACCCACGUUGACGCUACGAUCAAGAAACAACAAUCACACCUCUACAUCCUCAGGAAGCCAUGGAAAUUCAGCAUGUCCAGGAAGAUGGCGAUACACAGAGUUUGGAUUUAUGUUUCUGCAGCACUCCUCACUACAAUAAGUUCCAUAUUUGCUGAUCAGACUGUGAAACCUAUUGUAGGGGUUUUAUUUCUCCAUGUGUUGGAGAGGGGUCACUAUCAAGAAGGAUUUCAAUCCUUCCAGGAAGCUAAGGGUAUAGUUACCAAUAGUUCUAUUACAUUCAGUGCGAAUCUCGAUGAUCAUCCUGAUCGGCCACGGUGGCUUCGCCUCACACAACGGACUGCGUACCAUGAUGGAAUGCUUUAUGGCACACCAACUUUGGAAGACAUUGGACAGAGAAUAAUUAAAGUAACUGCAUAUAAUAGAGAAACGUAUGAGACAACAAGUCAAAACAUCAUCAUUAAUGUUGAACAGAUAAUAGGGUUGAAAUUUCCGUACCAAGUUGAAUUCUUUGUGAAAAAUAAAGAUGUGGAGGAGGUAUUAGUCUUUGAAGUUCAAAAACAAUUCAAGGACAGAGUGCAGAGCAUUUGGGAUUCGAAUCAUUUGACCAUAAUCAACAUCACUUCUGCAUUAGACAGAGGAGGCCGAGUCCCUUUGCCUAUUGAAGGAAGGAAAGAAGGUGUGUAUGUAAAGGUUGGCUCCAAUAUUCCCUUUUCCUCUUGCUUGGAAGAAGAAGCAAGCCCUGAUGAACAGUGUGAUGACCAACAGGAACCUGUCAGCUGUGAAGAUACAUUUAGUCCACAUUUUAUAAUUGACUGGUGUAAUAUUUUACUGAUUGAUAAAUCCAAACCUGAUAUCCCCGAUGCUGAUUUGAUUCCGGGCGAUGGUGUCCUUACGGAUGGUGGAGAAUACAACCCACCUUCAAAUUCCAUUGAAGACAGAGACUACUACUUAGACUAUGUGGUGACAAUCACUGUUCCUUUAGUGAUUGCUCUGAUUCUGUGCCUCAUCCUUACUUACAUAAUGUGUUGCCGUCGAGAGGGCGUAGAAAAAAGAGACACAAAAUCCUCAGACAUACAACUUGUUCAUCACCAUUCAAUUCAAGAUAAUACCAGUGAACUUAGAGAUUUGGCUAAAAGCAGGGAUGGCAUCCGGCCUCUCUCCACUCUCCCUAUGUUUAAUGCAAGAACUGGGGAAAGAGCACCACCACGUCUGCCUUUCAACUAUGACACUUCCCGCGUACCUCUUGUAUUGGACCAACAGGAGCCUUAUAGUGACCCCUAUCCAAGAAACGAGCCAAAAACACAACAGCAAGAAACUGGUACAUAAAGGCGUAAAGAAAAGGCUGUGGACUGGAUACUAAUCACGCC
Rhincodon typus (whale shark) is the source of this 1487-nucleotide messenger RNA. RefSeq names its product alpha-sarcoglycan-like. The transcript has 13 exons. The coding region runs from base 1 to 1446 and encodes 481 amino acids. Gene Ontology annotation, cellular component: sarcoglycan complex; membrane. Gene Ontology annotation, molecular function: calcium ion binding. The record is from RefSeq and is a predicted model, not a curated record. NCBI's taxonomy places the organism in Eukaryota, Metazoa, Chordata, Chondrichthyes, Orectolobiformes, Rhincodontidae.